Aspergillus mulundensis is the source of this 927-nucleotide messenger RNA. RefSeq lists its product as uncharacterized. The record is from RefSeq and is a predicted model, not a curated record. The coding region runs from base 1 to 927 and encodes 308 amino acids. Gene Ontology annotation, molecular function: protein binding. The transcript is spliced from 3 exons. NCBI's taxonomy places the organism in Eukaryota, Fungi, Ascomycota, Eurotiomycetes, Eurotiales, Aspergillaceae.
AUGAACCUUCGCGCUCCUGCUGUUAAACGCCAACGAGGUCCCAUGGAGGACGGAGAAGUUACAGAUGCUUCUUCAGAAAGGGGUGAUCUUAAUGCUCGCGCCAUUAACUCAAGGCCUGUAGUCCUUUACCAUGCCCGCGAAUAUUCCGUGGAGACCAUGCAGCUUCUGCUAAAGAACGGUGCCGACCCUAACAACGCCUCUCACGACGAGCUUCCAGCAAUGCUAGAGUUCAUGUGGAUGCAUAAAGUCGCUGGGCUUCAAAUCCUAAGAAACCAUUCCUUCAACAUUAAGUGGACAAAAACAUUUGACCUUGAUUCCUCUUUUUAUGGCCAUGUGGUAUCUUCAAAACUCCUUAAGGGGCGCGAGAUCCCCCAAUGUAAUGCGCUCCAUAUAGCAGCUAUUACUGGGUCUCUGGACUGCCUGAAAUACUUGGUCAAGGAGGGCGUGUUGUCAAAUAUCAAUGUACCGGCGGGCCUUGGCUACACAUGGAAGAAAAUCUUGGAGUAUCUAAACUCAAGGUGUUGUGGCAUCAAUGCAUUAAGUGACCUCCAAGAGACACCACUCGACAUUCCAGUUCAGUAUGCCAUGCCAAAAUACAUCAUCGACUACCUUGCUGAAAUUAGCGCUACACCGGGCAGCGUGAAGACUAUGGGUAUUGACACUCGGAUCACCAUUAAGGUCCUCGGAGGAAAUGACCGUGAAGAUUUAGUGAGAAUAUACGGAGAGAAAACGCUCAAAUCAGAACGGCUACGUGUUCUACGCAAGGCCAUAGAAACCGGUGACCUCUCGAUCUGCAAACAACUGCGGGCUCUGGGUUGCUCAAUGGACAGCCCUCUCCCCGAUUGUUGCGUACCUCUUGAGUGUGCCUUGCGACACGGAGAGAACGCCCUGGCGCUCUGGCUUAUAAGACACAACGAGGGAGAGUGA